AUGAAAGACGCCAAGAAAGAUUCAGUGAAAGUAGUAUGGGAUCAGAUUCAGACGAGAAGCCCAUCAGGCAACCCGCUUGUUCCUGGACCAUUGACCAGACCCAAUCCCAAGCUCAUGGUCUGGUUAAUCCUAUUCGUUUCAGCUACUUAUGUUAUCUACACUCUCAAGCUCUUAACCUCAGCUCAACAAACCUGCGACGAUACCCGAUUUACUUUAUCUCUGCAUCGCUCUUUACUAAAUCUCAACAGAACAAACUUGACAUCUUCACCGUUGAUUCUCAAUCAAACGGCAGAGGCUAUGCCGACCCAUCAUCGCCAUCGAGAUAUCCGAGAAGAACAAGUGGUAAUACAAGUGCAACAGGCUCCGCCCAAACCAAAACUGACGGAAAUUCACGACGUAGUCUUUGGAAUUGCAGCUUCUUCCAAGUUAUGGCAGCAGAGAAAAGAGUACAUCAAGAUUUGGUACAAAACGAACCAAAUGCGAGGCGUAGUUUGGCUCGACGAUCGCGUGAAAUACUCUCCCGAAGACAAGCAAACCCUUCCAUCGGUUCGAGUCUCCAGUGACACUUCCAACUUCGCUUACACGAACCCGCAAGGUCACCGGUCCGCGAUUCGGAUCUCACGGAUCGUGACGGAGACGUUAAGGAUGAAGAUGAAUAACGUCAGGUGGUUCGUGAUGGGUGACGACGACACCGUUUUUAUCACGGAUAAUCUGGUUAGGAUUUUGAGGAAAUAUGAUCAUACUCAGUAUUAUUACAUUGGGAGCUUGUCGGAAUCUCAUAUUCAGAACAUUUUUUUCUCCUACGGCAUGGCAUACGGCGGCGGUGGCUUUGCUAUUAGCUACCCACUGGCUAAGGCUUUGGCAAAGAUGCAAGACCGUUGUAUUCAGAGGUACCCGGGAUUGUACGGCUCCGAUGAUCGAAUGCAGGCCUGUAUGGCUGAACUCGGUGUCCCACUCACUAAGGAACUCGGUUUCCACCAGUAUGACGUGUAUGGGAACUUAUUUGGACUCCUUGCUGCGCAUCCUGUAACCCCAUUGGUGUCACUGCAUCACCUUGACCUUGUUGAGCCUAUUUUCCCCAAUGUGACCAGGGUUCAAGCCCUUCAGCGGCUUUUGCUGCCUGCAAAGCUUGAUUCGGCAGGGAUCAUGCAGCAGUCCAUCUGCUAUGACAAAACUAGGAGUUGGACCAUUUCAGUUUCAUGGGGUUUUGCUGUUCAAAUUUUUAGAGGAAUCUUUUCCCCAAGGGAGAUGGAAAUGCCUUCGAGAACAUUCUUGAAUUGGUACCGAAGAGCUGAUUACACUGCAUAUGCAUUCAACACUCGUCCUGUUAGCCGAAAUCCAUGCCAAAGACCUUUUGUGUUUUACAUGUCAAGGGUGAGAAUGGAUUCUGAGCUGAAUAAAACUGUGAGUGAGUAUGAGCGGCACCGAGUUCCUCAUCCUCCCUGCAGAUGGAGGAUGGCUGAUCCUGAUGAGAUUGAAAUGGUGAUUGUCAACAAGAAACCAGACCCACAUCUAUGGAACAGAUCACCGAGAAGAAACUGUUGCAGGUUCAUGGAAUCAAAGGAGCCAGGAGCCAUGGUGGUGAAUGUGGGUGUAUGUAAGGAUGGUGAGAUUAGUGAAAUAUAGUGAAUAAAGUUGAUUGUUUUAGGUGUUAGCAUCUUGUUUUUCUUCUUUCAUCCUUAAUCACUGUCUUUCCUAUUCUUUCUAUUAAUUUAUCCAUCAAGUCUCCUGUUUUAUAUCUGUCUGCAAGAGCAAAGACAGUUUCAUUAGGGAAACAAACAAUAAAAAGUAUGUUGUAUAAAAAAUUGCAGCAGUCCAUUCAACUUUUAUGCAUCUCUUAUUUGUCUGGUAUCAAUCUCUUGUUUCGUUUUCAAUGGGAAAUGGAAUACUGAAUAUCUGAUCUCAUACUGUUCCAUCUAUAUGCAAGGCCCUGACAGUACAGCUUAUUUACAAGCUAAACAUUAAAGAGCAUGCCUUGCUGAAGCAUCCAGCGACCAGAUAAAUCAUUUCUUUGAUGAACAGAACAAAUCAUGCAAAAACAAAGAACAGGACUCCAUAGCUUAUCAAUUAAUGAAGAUGUUGACUAUAGCUAUAUAUUGAUGUAAUUGUAGUAAUGUUCCUGCUUUUUUGAAAAUCAAUAAUUCAUCCAAAUCCAAAGAUGAAUUUAGAACAGAAUACCACCAGAGAGCAAAAAGAUUCAGACAUGUACGUGAUUAGAUUAGCGUGCUUGCAGAAGAAAAAAAGGCAGGGAAUCUUUAUGAUCUAGGCAGGGAACUGGAAGUGGGCCCACAGAUGUGUUCAAUAUAGACCCUUGAUCCAAAAAAAAAACUAACCCUUUUGCUAGCUGUGGACCUGGUCUUGUGAUUUUAGUAGUGUAUAUCAAUUGAUCAUUGCCCAAAAGUAAU
Durio zibethinus is the source of this 2405-nucleotide messenger RNA. RefSeq lists its product as uncharacterized. Lineage: Eukaryota; Viridiplantae; Streptophyta; Magnoliopsida; Malvales; Malvaceae. The record is from RefSeq and is a predicted model, not a curated record.